AUAUAGACAGGAACAUCCCGGUAAUCAGGGGAUUUACAAUCUCCAAAUUGUAUUUUAGCUGAUUGUCUGUGUCUGGUUUCUUGCACAACUGUAAUCAAAGUUUGACAACACCCCUCACCAUAUCCAAACCUACCACCUGCCCUUUUGACCCAGUGCUAACUAAGCAUGUCAAGCAAGUUCGAUAGGGCUCGUUUGGUGCGUAUGAUAUCUUACCAUUUUGCGAGGAUUAGAUGGGAUAAGUUUUCUUCAUGAGUAAUCCAUCUUCUACCUUCAACAUAGUAAAAAAAAAAAUUCAUUUCUUCAUUUAACAUGCUAAUGUAGGAAGUUAUCUUAUUCAAUUCAAUUCUAAUCACGAAAAGAACUUAUAAUUUAUUUUAGAUUGAGAUUACAAGAAUUCAGGUGGCAUUAUUUUCAUGGUAGGCCCUACCAAUGAAACUUCGUGGUCUGAAGUCAGUGACAAUUUUCAUGCGUUUCUUGUUGAUUAGGUUAUAUGACAUCCAAUGUGUACCAUUGAAUUGUUCAAAUGACUCAAUUCUCAGCCAUACAACUUUCAUUUCUCCAAACUUCUGAAAGCACUUAAUGGAACAAUAGAGAAACUACUUGGUCUUUUGGGGGGCAGGAAAAGUUCAACAUGUCAUCACUAGUUUUGGUAGCAUCUCUGGUGGUAGGUAGUCUGUAUUGAUCAGAUGAGGAAAAAAAUCACUGUUAAAAAUUCUACUGUCAAUUUCAUUCAUGUGCAAAUCCAUAAUUUCUGUCACUCAAACCAUGUAAUUUCAGCAUGAAUUUUGGAAAUAUUAUGAAGAGAAAAAAAUUAAUUUAAAAAGAUAUCAAAACCAACAAGUCAUAUAAGUGUGGAGAGCCACACAAGUGGACCAAUCAGAAGAAUGAAUACAAGUGGAUCAACUACAGAGAAGCAUCGAUUGUAGCUCUCCACCAAUUAUUGCAUCAAAUGGCGACCUACCAAGAUGAAAAACACAUUUGAAGAUAAUUAUAACUUAUUGACAGUAAGUCUUGCCACAAUAGAAUCUAUUGUCUAAAACGUUACAAUGCUUCCUUUUAUAUCUUAUAAACAUAACAUUUCUCUGCACAGCCUACUCCAUUUGCAUCCAGACAAGGAAGUAGAGGAAGAGGAAAGAACCAACUCUUCUUCUUCUUCCUUCUUAUUAACAAUGGGUUCCUGUUUCCCUAAACAGAUAGAACGCCGUAAGGCGAUCUCAACGGAGAGGAAAACAAUGCGUGAUCUUCAUCAAAGCUGUGGUGAGGACUUUCCAGCUUGUGCCCUUAGGCCUACAGAUAGAAAAAAUUGGAUGGCAGGCCUCAACCCUGAGAAGAUUCACAUACACAAGAUUUUAUGGCCAGGAACACAUGACUCUGCAACCAACAAGAUUGGAUUUCCAUGCAUAACUAGGCCUUUUGCACAAUGCCAAACUCUGUCCAUCUACCAACAGCUUGUCAUAGGCACCAGAGUGCUUGACAUUCGGGUUCAAAAGGAUCGUCGCGUCUGCCAUGGAAUUCUUGUCACAUACAGCAUUGAUGUUGUGAUCAGAGACAUCAAGAAGUUUCUGUCUGAAACAAAGUCAGAGAUCAUACUCCUUGAAAUCAGGACUGAAUAUGGUCAUGAUGACCCUCCUGAUUUUGAGCAGUAUUUGGUGCAUCAAUUUGGGGAGGUUCUCAUCCACCAGGAUGACAAUGUGUUCAACAAGACCAUUGCAGAAUUGUUUCCGAAGCGAAUAAUAUGCGUGUGGAAGCCAAGGAAUUCACCUCCGCCUAAGGCAGGGGGCGUUCUAUGGAGUUCUGGGCACUUGAAGGAUGACUGGAUCAACACGGAUUUGCCAUCGACAAAAUUCGAAAGCAACUUGAAGUGUUUGAGUGAGCAGCCUCCAAUUUCAACAAGAACAUUCUUUUACAGGGUGGAGAACACAGUGACACCUCAGCCUGAUUACCCUAUUGUGUGUGUGAAACCAGUGACCGGUCGGAUUCAUGAGUAUGCAAGGCUGUUUAUAACUCAGUGCUUCUCUAGAGGUAUUGAAAAUAGGUUGCAAAUCUUCUCUACUGAUUUUAUAGAUGAGGAUUUUGUUGAUGCAUGUGUUGCUGUUACAUAUUCAAGAAUUGAACGGAAAGCCUGAAUUUCCAUUUUUGAGUAAUGUCUUGUUCG
Molecule: messenger RNA, 2155 nt
Organism: Prunus persica (peach)
Lineage: Eukaryota; Viridiplantae; Streptophyta; Magnoliopsida; Rosales; Rosaceae
Exons: 1
Coding region: 1047-2126 (359 amino acids)
Biological process (GO): lipid metabolic process
Molecular function (GO): phosphoric diester hydrolase activity
Source: RefSeq, a predicted model, not a curated record